AUGGGCACGACGCCUGAACGGAGAGCGAUGCGAUGCGAUGCCGUUACCCUCGACCCGACGACUUACGAGAGAAAGCACGGGGCAGAGGAAUGUCACUGUUCGGAACUUCUGCCCGAGCGGACGUGGCGCGACAUGCUCGGCAUCGUUGAGGAUGGCGGCAUUCCUGUUGUCCGCUUGCGCCUCGCUUCGCUGUCCGCAGAUGGGGAUCAAAGGGGGUUAGAGUUCGAAGUGCUAGACGCUGUUCAAAACGGCCGCCAGUUUGUUGCCUUUUCACACGUCUGGGCCAAUGGGCGCGGAAACCUGGAAGGCAAUGGGCUCUCACAUUGUCAAUGGCUCCAACUGCAGAGGUACGCGCAAGGGUGCCGUGUCGACACGGACCCUCCGUCACACGGUAAGCUCGCAGGAAUCAUGCCUUUCUGGUUUGACAUCUUCUGCGCCCGUCGAGGCCCAGGAGAUGACGAUCACAUGUACAGGCUCCGGACUAAGGCGAUCCUACGCAUGUCGGAGAUCUAUCAGACUGCAGCGGUGGCCCUAAUUGCAGACUCGGGCCUCGAGCCGAUCAGCAGGGAACCGAGUCUGCAGGAAUUUGGGAUGCGAUUGACGUUGUCUAGCUGGUUACGUCGCCCAUGGACCAUGCAUGAGGGCGCCGUCGCUGAAAACGUCAAGGUAAAGACUACCGCGGGGAUGGUUGACCUGCAGGGUCUUUCAAAACGCUUCAAUGAUCUUAUAACGCUUGCCAAGUCGCCGGCCCCAAGAAAUGCGGAAAUGCGGCAGGGAAAAGACAUGUCUUUGGCACCUUGGGUCUAG
Molecule: messenger RNA, 807 nt
Organism: Cladophialophora bantiana CBS 173.52
Lineage: Eukaryota; Fungi; Ascomycota; Eurotiomycetes; Chaetothyriales; Herpotrichiellaceae
Exons: 1
Coding region: 1-807 (268 amino acids)
Source: RefSeq, a predicted model, not a curated record